UGUAGAACGCAAUAUUAACUGGAUAUGGGGAACUACAUAUGUAUUACUGUGAAAAGGAUUUUCAUCCGAAAUCUGUAUCCGAAUAGUGAAUCUCAUCCCCCUUUGUUUGGAAAACAUUCUUUGACAAGUUACCUAUGGAAUAUGCCAGAGUUUGGUAUAUAACCUUGUUGAAAAGAUAUUGAUCUCUUUGAUCAAUUUUACAAAAUGCAGUAAGGUUAUUUUAUCAGAUAAUGGCAUGUUAAAUUAUUUGAAUUAUAAUGCAUAUAAUAUCAUGUCAAGAGACAAAACAAAUUUUAAAUCUUAAGUGAGAUUAUAAAGCAACGCAACAAUUUAUUUUUGUUAAUCCUUUACUCUGCUAAUCUCUGCUCAUUCGAACACAACACUACAGUGUACAUACCCUUUAUGAUUCAUGUUUUCUGAUUUUAUGCGUUUGAAAAGAAAAGCUGAAAACUUUUUUUGUAGAUUCACUAACAUUGUGGCAAAGUGGCCGGGAUCCACACAUGACAGUGUAAUCUUUGACAACUGUAGCUUGAAGGACUGGCUGGUGGAUGGAAGCAAAGGAUGGCUACAAGGAGACUCCGGCUAUGGACUGAAACCAUAUCUUCUUACUCCAAAGCUGAAUCCAAUGAGCAGAGCUGAGAUCGCGUUCAACUUGGCCCACAGUCGUUCGAGGAUGGUAGUAGAGAGGGCGUUUGGACUGUUGAAGUCACGUUUUAGGUGUCUUCACAAAACUGGAGGCUAUCCACAAUUUUCGCCUCAGAAGAUAGCUCUGGUUGUGACUGUAUGUGCCAAGCUGCACAAUCUGUGUCUGAGUGAUGGUUUCCUUGACAUUGAUGACAUUGACGUAGAAGAUGAUGAUGACAAUGUACAACUGCCACUGGAAAACCCUGACCUGAAUGCGUUGCGUGCACGGGCCUUACUGAUUGAGAGAUUUCACUAAAAAGGGAUUCUAUAUUAAUUUAAUAUAGAAUACCUUUUUCAGGGAAAUCGCUCAAUCAGUAAUGAAUUGAUUCUCAAUAGCAUACUGAACUGUUUAAUGUAUUGUUUUGUUCAUUUCACUACUAGAGUAUUGUUUUAUUACUAUGUGAUACUAGGUGAUAUUUAGUGUUAAAAUAUAAGAAGUAGUUCUAACAAUGACACAAUAUUUUUUGAUAGUUGUUAAAAAUUGCAGAGAAUUGUAAUAACCUUAUUAAUUUCACACCAUAUUUAGUACAUUUCAUUUAUAGCAAUUUGCUGCUAAAAUUGUCAUUUGAUUUAUAAUAUUUUCCAUUUAUUGUACUUCACUAGGUGAUUUUUUUCCAAACAAAACUUUUAAUUGUAUCAAAAACAAACAUCAUGAAUAAAUGUUUAAAGCCACACACCUUGAAAUGAAGUACAUGUUAAUAAAUACAUAUAGAUGCAAUUUCAAAAUGUGCAAAAUUGUCAUAAAAUCUCUAGCCUUGUUAGCAAGUUAUUUAUUGUUUUUUUUAAUUUAAAAACCAAAAGUAGGAUUUCUAUACAUAUACAUACAUUUCGACAAACGCAAUUAUUUUUAAGUUUUAAAGCGCAAAAGAGACAGAUGUCUACCUUGUAACCACCAGAUAUAUUCUUAUUGGCAUAGAUCAAAUAUGUUUCUCUUUUAUCCUUAAACUUACUAUGCCAUGUAUUUCAUUUCAAGGUGUGUGGCUUUAAACAAUGAUUAUUUAUUGUUCAUUAAGCGGAAAUGAAAACAGUUUUGCAAGAAGUUCUCUGGUUCUUCUUUGCUCUAAUAAAAUUGCAUCGAGUGUCUCA
Messenger RNA from Dreissena polymorpha, 1770 nucleotides. RefSeq names its product putative nuclease HARBI1. The transcript is spliced from 3 exons. The record is from RefSeq and is a predicted model, not a curated record. Lineage: Eukaryota; Metazoa; Mollusca; Bivalvia; Myida; Dreissenidae. The coding region runs from base 410 to 940 and encodes 176 amino acids.